AUGAACAUGUCAUCCGCCACGGUCGACGGCACGGUGUCAUCAACGCCUGGACAAUAUGCCGCAGCCGAAACGACACUGAGCGCUGCCGCGCGGUUCUUUGAGAUCUACGAGAUGACGGAAGAAGUCCUUCAAUACCUCGAUCCGGCGCAAAUUAUGCGAACUCAGGGAAUCAUGCGCAAGUUUCGGGAAGUCAUUGGCUCCAGCCCUGUUGUACGAGAAGCGGCAUUCCUGAGGGAGCACAAAGUUCCAAACAACAUCAUCUGGGAGGUCGGAUACAAGAAUCGACGACCAAAAGAAAUCAAGUCAUUCUCGAGCGCAACUUCCGACUGGAACCCGAACGUACCCAAGCAUCUCGGUCGGUACUGCGACACUGCGGGCCGUCCGAGGGCCUACAAUUUCGAAGAUGGCUUCUUCCGCUACGCCGUCCACGAGAUCAAUCCAGCUGUGCUGUCUUCACUAUCCGCCCAUCUGCCAGGUACCGGAUUGUGCAGCUGUCCUAAGGAAAUGCUCGCGAAGAACGCCUCUUGCCUAGAGAUGUUCCUCUGCGAUCCACCGGUCAAGACUGCUGUGGUUCUCUAUCGUCGGCCACAGAGGACGUCGUUCGACCCGGGCGAACGCCCCAUUUUCCGCGAUAUGGAUGAGGAGGGCGGGAUUAAGCUUUACUAUGAUACAAGCAUGAUGGCGCAUUUCGAAACCACUCUUGCACUGCGUCCUCCAUCUCCGGCGAACUCGACGGCCACGACAAAGCAAGACGCCAUGGCACAAUCUCCCAACGCUGCGGCGCGAUUCUUCGGUAUCUACGAAUUGGUCGAGGAAGUCCUGCAAUAUCUUGCGCCUGCGCAGAUCGCACGGACACAACGAGUCUCGCGCACGUUCCAAGAUGUGUUGAAGAGAAGCCAUCGUGUGCGACAAAUCGCCUUUCUCGAAUGGACCGGGAAGCAGGACGUAUCCAUCUGGCAAAUCAAUUACCAAUAUCAUCAGGCGACGAGUAUCGAAGUCCACGACUCACCACCAAACGGCUACGACUCUCAACAAGACUUUCUCAACCACAGGUUCACACCACCGCCGGGUCACAAUUUGUUCUCGAUCUUGAGCAGCUGCUUCUUCCGCCUGCCGACUUUUCGGCCAAAUCCGAGCCUUCUGCAAAGCGACGCUCAUCUCAUGUCUACAAACAUGCUAUGCGGCUGUCCUUCAUGUGCGGUGCCAACCCCAACAGCCCGGCAGAUCGUCCCAUUCACCCUCAAUCUCCGAUGCCGGAACGCUCUGGACAAGAACAGUUCAUGUCUGAACAUGUUCAUUUGCGAUCCGCCGGUCUGCGCAAUCGGUGUCAAGUAUCUUCGAUACUCGCCGACGAAUCGUCCCAGCAACAAGACCCGAUUCAUGAUGCUGAAUAUCUUCAAGUCAAGUGGCAUUACUGUCCGGGACAUUCUGGAGCCGAUGCGAAAGGAGCACUCUGGAUACUUUGUCGAGUCGAUAUGGCUGCAUGAAGGCCGUUUUGUGUCCGCAGAGUCGCAGGAGCAAGUCCGGUCGUGGGAACAGGGAACGAAGUGCAGAACGGUGAUGAAGAUGGAAGAAGAGAAAGAGAGGAUGCUUCAGAAGUAG
This is a messenger RNA of Zymoseptoria tritici IPO323, 1602 nucleotides long. RefSeq lists its product as uncharacterized. The transcript is spliced from 3 exons. NCBI's taxonomy places the organism in Eukaryota, Fungi, Ascomycota, Dothideomycetes, Mycosphaerellales, Mycosphaerellaceae. The record is from RefSeq and is a predicted model, not a curated record. Gene Ontology annotation, molecular function: protein binding. Bases 1 to 1602 code for a protein of 533 amino acids.